This is a messenger RNA of Peromyscus maniculatus bairdii (prairie deer mouse), 2314 nucleotides long. The record is from RefSeq and is a predicted model, not a curated record. NCBI's taxonomy places the organism in Eukaryota, Metazoa, Chordata, Mammalia, Rodentia, Cricetidae.
CUGUUACAAUACCGUGAAGCUCAGUGAUGCGUCAUAAAAUGGAGACCUCCUAAAACCACAUUGUGCCUGGAUCCAGUUCACACACACAGUUUCAUGCCACCAAAAAAGCCAAGAGAGAAAUUCAAACAUUUAUUGUUCUGAGAGAGAGAGAGACAGAAACAGAGAACACAACUGAGCGUGGUACCUGUGGGAACCAAAAGAGGACUUUGCAGGCAUGCCCCGGACACUGAGUGCCUCCGACAUGGUCACCCCGGGCAGCCUCAGCCCGCCUCCCACAGAAUCCACAGAAGGCGAGCAGGCUGGACAGCCCCUCCUGGACGGAGCUCCAUCUUCAGCCUCUCUGGACACUCUGAUUCAGCAGCUAGUGCCCACAGCCGAUUACUACCCCGAGAAAGCCUAUGUCUUCACCUUCCUGCUGAGCUCGCGCCUCUUCAUCGAGCCCCGGGAGCUGCUGGCGCGGGUGUGCCACCUGUGCAUAGAGCAGCAGCAGCUGGACAAGCCGGUGCUGGACAAGGCCCGAGUCCGGAAGUUUGGGGCCAAGCUGCUCCAGCUGUUGGCCGAGUGGACUGAAACCUUCCCCCGGGACUUCGAGGAGGAGUCCACCAUUGGACACCUAACAGACGUGGUGGGCCGCAUUGCCCCGUGUGAUGAGACCUAUGGGAACAGGAUGCAUCAGCUCCUGCAGACCCUGCACCAGAAACUGGCAUCGCUUGGCCAGGGGCCAGAAGGCCUGGUAGGGGCGGACAAGCCCAUCUCGUACAGGGCCAAGCCACCAGCCUCCAUCCACAGGGAGCUCCUAGGUGUCUGCAGCGACCCCUACACGCUGGCCCAGCAACUGACCCACGUGGAGCUGGAGCGACUAAGACACAUAGGACCUGAGGAGUUUGUCCAGGCUUUUGUGAACAAGGACCCCCUGGUGGGCACAAAGCCCCGGUUCAGUGACAAGAGGAACAACGUAGAGGCCUACGUGAAGUGGUUCAACAGGCUGUGUUAUCUCGUGGCGACUGAGAUCUGCAUGCCAGCCAAGAAGAAGCAGAGAGCGCAGGUGAUCGAGUUCUUCAUUGAUGUGGCCCGUGAGUGUUUCAACAUCGGCAACUUCAACUCCCUCAUGGCCAUUAUCUCCGGUAUGAACAUGAGCCCUGUCUCCAGGCUGAAGAAGACUUGGGCCAAAGUGAAAACAGCCAAGUUCUUCAUCCUAGAGCACCAGAUGGACCCCACGGGGAAUUUCUGCAACUAUAGGACAGCCCUGCGUGGAGCCGCUCACCGCUCGCUGACUGCUCACAGCAGCAGAGAGAAGAUUGUCAUCCCCUUCUUCAGUCUGCUCAUCAAGGACAUCUACUUCCUCAACGAGGGCUGCGCCAACCGCCUUCCCAAUGGGCAUGUCAACUUUGAGAAAUUUCUGGAACUGGCCAAACAGGUUGGAGAGUUCAUCACCUGGAAACAAGUGGAAUGUCCUUUUGAGCAAGAUCCCAGCAUCACCCAUUACCUGUACACCGCCCCCAUCUUCAGCGAAGACGGUCUGUAUUUGGCUUCCUAUGAGAGUGAGAGCCCAGAGAACCAGACAGAAAAGGAGAGGUGGAGAUCUCUAAGAUCUUCUAUUCUGGGGAAGACAUGAGAAGCCGAGACAGAGGAGGAGGAGGAGGAAGCAGUGGGGCUGACAGCCUAUCCCAGCCCCACGACAGAUGGCCCAACGGGUGGAGGUUGACGCAAAGCCUCGCUACUUUGCAAACCAGACCCUGUGGCCUGGCACCUGCCACAAUGGCCGCAUUGGCCUAGGAAACCUUUUACGGGAUCUCAGCCCUGGCUGACCUGCAGGGCCUCCGAGAGCAUGGGCAACAUGCCUUGGGCAAACUUUGCCUUCAUGACCAAGUGGGUCACAUACUCAAUCUGUCCAUUCUGGACAGGGACACGGCGCUACCCCAAUGGGCUGGGCGACUGCAAUCACAUGAUCUUGUUAAGUGACGUGUGCUAUGGAGAUGAACACCGCCAUCUGUCACCAGGUGGCUUGGGAGCCUCUAAAACGGCAGCGGGAUCAUGGUGCAACGUGGGAUGAGCCUGCACCAGCUCAGAGCCCGCUCUGGCCCCUGGCACUCUGCUGAUGGGCCCCUGUCCUGCCCCUCCCAGUGGACUUGUUUCUGCAGUCACCCAUCUCCUUCCGCAUCCUGCUGGUAUCAGGAUAGCCUUCCAGCGACAGCGGUGAACCAAGUCAGUAAGCCAAACCCGAGUCAUGGAGUCGGCAAUGUGUAUAUUGUGACCUUCUGCCUAGCUCCCUUGUAAACUUUAGAGUCGGAGUAAACACACGUUUGUACACCUA